AUGGUGCUGCUGUUUUCCAUCUACUUCAACCUGCUGCUCAGCUACGCCACCGGUCUCGUACCGUUCCGUUACAACUUCCGCCGAAGACGCUUCGAGUCCUGCACACCGUGCGUGCCCGUUGCAAUCGUGCUGCUGCUCCUGUUCGCCGCCGCACAGUACAAGCUCGGUCGGCUGCCCGAGCGCAUGAAGAUCCCCAAGGUGGGCAUGCAGGACAUCAUACAUGCGGUGGAAAACUUGGUCCUGAACGGCAACUGUGUGCUGAUCGCCGUGCAACAAUUGCGAUUUCUCGAAACCUAUCGUCGGCUUCUUACCGACCUGCUGGCCAACGCACGUACCUUCGCCCGUGCCGGCCGGGUCGGGCGCACCCAGCAAGCGGAACUUCUUGCCCAACUCGUACUGCUUCCGUGUGCCGUCUACACGCUGCACACGUCCAUCUACCUCACGCUGGUCGAAUGGGCGGAAAUCAACAUUGUCCAUGCAGUACUCUUUAUGGUCAGCCUCAUUCCCAACAUGGCACACGUGAACAACUUUUACGCCCUGCUGUUUGUACAGCGAUUGACGCUCGGGGAAAUCAACGACAAACUCGCCAACCUGUGGACCAUCUGCAUACGGCCCGGAGAUGCGACCCAGCUACCGCCACCUGUGGUCGAAGUGCUUCCGGCAGCCCGUCGCCUCCAGCUCCAUCUCGUCGAGUAUCAACAGUGUGCCGGCACCGUGCAGACGAUCCUGCGCCAGUACUCCCUGACGGUGGCACUGUAUUUGUUAAUUCUGUUCCAAGAGCUCAUAUCGAAGUUCUUCUAUCAAUUUACACACUUUUACACACUCUCGCUCGGGAAUGAUAGCCCGUUCGAGCUGGAGGCCAUGGGAACUGCAAUGAUUCUCGUGUACGGGUUCGAUACGGCACAGUUGAUUGCGAACUGCUACGCAAUAUCUGAACAGAGCGAAAGGAUCAAAUCGUCCGUGCAUCGGCUCUCGUUGAUUCCCGGGCAGGAUAAAUAUUUUCACGAGACGAUUAAGACGUUCCUGCUGUCGCUGAACCAUUCGAUCCUGAAAAUCAACAUAGCUGGAUUGUUUACAAUGGAUUUCGAGCUGCUUACCGGGGUAAGCAGAACGACGCGUGAUCUGGUGGCAUGGAUUCUGUAAAUUAAUACUUUUUCUCCAGAU
Anopheles stephensi (Asian malaria mosquito) is the source of this 1164-nucleotide messenger RNA. RefSeq lists its product as uncharacterized. The transcript is spliced from 3 exons. The coding region runs from base 1 to 1143 and encodes 380 amino acids. Gene Ontology annotation, biological process: sensory perception of taste. NCBI's taxonomy places the organism in Eukaryota, Metazoa, Arthropoda, Insecta, Diptera, Culicidae. The record is from RefSeq and is a predicted model, not a curated record. Gene Ontology annotation, cellular component: membrane.